AUUUUGUUUGCUUUCGGAUUAGUCCACGGAGUCCGUCUCCGGAACGCGGCGUCACACCUGAGGUGACAGGACAGGGAAAACGCGAGAGGCGUUGUCUGCCCUAAACAGAGACGGACCUGAGGAUCGGCAGUGGCACCGCUCAGGUGACCCGGCCGCCGGAGCCCGGGACCUCGCACCUGUCGCUCUCCAGCUACUCCCCUCCCCCUCCCCAGUCUGCAGGUGCCGAUGGCAGCCGCCGUGCUGACGGACCCGGCGCAGGGGAAAGUGAACUUUGAGGACGUGUUCGUGUACUUCUCCCAGGAGGAGUGGGGGCUCCUUGAUGAGGCUCAGAGGCUCCUGUACCGCGAAGUGAUGCUGGAGAACUUUGCCCUUAUGGCCUCACUGGGAUAUGCAUCUUCCAUGUUCCAUGGGGUUGCCCCACUGGAGCUGGACAGUGAGCCCUGGCUAUCUGACUGGGCCGACAUGACUCCAGCCAUGACCAGAGAGGCUCACAGUGGGGGUGGCCCUGGUUGUUCGCAUGGAAUGGAGGAGGAGGAGAUACAUUUUGAGCAGAGCGUUUCUGUAAAAGGAGUGUCACAGGUCAUGAUUCCUAAGACGAUUCUGUCUUCCCAGAAGGCCCACCCCUGUGAGACAUGUGGCCCGAUCUUGAAAGAUGUUUUGUACUUGGCUGAGCACCAGGAAACACACCCUGGGCAAAAACCACACAUGUGUGUGGCAUGUGGGAAACAACUCUGGUUCAGUGCAAACCUUCACCACCAGAAGCAGCACAGUGGAGAGAAACCAUGCAGAGGGGAUGAGGGUAGGGCCUUUCUUGUGAAUGGCUGCUCUGUCCAAUCACUGGGCAUGCCCUUUACCACAGGGGAGUGUUGUAAGGACUUCCCCACUAGCUCAAGCGUGUGCCAGCACCAUGCCCCUCUAAGUAAGUGGAAGCCACAAAGUAACACCAAGUGUGCAGAGGCCUUUCACAGUGGACAAAGGCAUUACAAGUGCAAUGAAUGUGGGAAAGCCUUCAGCCGCAAAGACUCACUUGUUCAGCACCAGAGAGUCCACACUGGAGAAAGGCCUUAUGAGUGCAGUGAAUGUGGGAAAACCUUCAGCCGCAAACCCAUACUUGCGCAGCACCAGAGAAUCCACACUGGAGAAAUGCCUUAUGAGUGUGGCAUAUGUGGGAAAGUUUUUAAUCAUAGCUCUAACCUUAUUGUACACCAGAGAGUCCAUACUGGAGCAAGGCCUUACAAAUGCAGUGAAUGUGGGAAAGCCUACAGUCACAAAUCCACACUUGUUCAGCAUGAGAGUAUCCAUACUGGAGAAAGGCCUUAUGAGUGCAGCGAAUGUGGGAAAUACUUUGGUCAUAAAUACAGACUCAUUAAGCACUGGAGUGUUCAUACUGGGGCAAGGCCUUAUGAGUGCAUUGCAUGUGGGAAGUUCUUCAGCCAAAGUUCUGACCUUAUUGCACACCAGAGAGUUCACAAUGGCGAAAAGCCGUAUGUAUGCAGUGAGUGUGGAAAAGCCUUUAGCCACAAACAUGUGCUUGUUCAGCACCAUAGAAUCCACACUGGAGAAAGACCGUAUAAGUGCAGUGAGUGUGGGAAGGCCUUCAGGCAAAGGGCUUCCCUCAUCAGACAUUGGAAAGUUCAUGCUGGAGAAACACCUUAGGAUAGCAGGGAAUAUGCCAUAGUGGGUGACACCAGAGAGAAGCUCUGAGAGUAGCCUGUGUGAGUAGCCAUCAGCUGGAAGAUGAGUCUCAUACAUUUGAACUCCCACCCUGAGGAGAUUCUUCUGUGUGCCAGCUAUAUGGGAAGGUUUCUGGAGCAAUAUUGCACUUCGUAACAUGCCUUUGUUCACUGUGAGAGGCCUCUGCACACUUGCCAGAAGCAUAUCACUGCCAGUGUCUCUGAAAGAAUCCAUGUGUCUAUGCAACAGCAGGGUGCCACAUUGUGCGUAAAUCACCCCAGCGUGCUUUGAUGGGCAAGAUCUCUGCUCUUCCUCCCUUCCCUGGAGGGAAUCAUUGGUAGCCUGAGCCCAUUGAAGAUCCUCACUCCUUCCUGCCCCCCUACUGGUUAAGCAUGGAUGUGACCCAAUUUUGGCCAGAAGAACGUAAGCUUUGUUCUGCUGGCUGCUUGCAGAGAUUUCCAUUUUUCAGACUUUAUUGGUCUCAUGUGGCACUCGUGAUGGAUUUGUCCAGCCCCCAAGUCACCUAACUUGGGAAUUGUCUGCCUCAUAUUCUUCUGGUUUUGCAACAAAUGCCUUAGUUUUUAACUACCUUUAAUCCUGGGGAUUCUGUUCACUUUGUGGGUUGAGUUGAGAACAGAAUUGGGCUCUGCCAGCCUGAAAGAAUGAACAGCUUGUGUGAGAGGUUCAACUGUUGUGUCUCAGUGGUAUUUGCAGAAUGGUGAAGAAAGAACAGCUCUUAUUCUAGUUUCAGCCUAAUUUGCAUUGCUACUCAAGGCCUCCUAGGAAAGAAUACCAAUCUUUGCAGGCCUAAUCAUGUGUCCUGUAUGCCAAGAUGAUUUGUGUGACCAAGGUCUUCUUGAGCAAUGGGCAUUUGUCAUGACAACUUCUGAUGUGCCUGGGAGCAGCAUGAAUUGGGUCCCUUGUUCCCAGGGAAUGCUUCAUAUUCCCCAGCGCUCUUUAGGAGAGUUUGAUUCCCUGGGACCUACCAGCAUCCCUGAAAUCUAUUAUUUGGUAGGCACAUGUCACUUUCCCCUAAAAGGACAUCUGAUAAAUAGGAAGUUGGGAGACUAUAGCCAACUAUAGGGAAUAUAACUCUUCUAAAGGCAUAUCCACAAAAUGUUGCCAUCACUGUGACUUUGGUAUGAGGGUUUAUGGAAAUUCUCAGGACUCAUAUUUGUGUCUCAUAAUCUUACAGCUACAGUUACAGUCUGAGCAAUCUAAACAUUUUCUGCAAUUAAUUGCACAUAUUUAUAGUGUAUAAUUUGAUAAGUUUCGAUACAUGUUUGCACCUUUGAAACCAAGUUUCCUGAUUCCUUUUAUAAUAUCUCUCGCCCUCACCCAUUCCCAGGCAACCACUUCAUCUUGCUUUCUGUCAUUCUAGAUCUGUUUGGAUUUCCUAGAAUUUUAAAUGUGUGUGUAUGUGUAUAGAAUAAUUUAAAAGGUACUAGUAUAUAUAUGGCUUUUCAAACUCUGCAUAAUUAUGUUAUGAUUUAUCAGUGUUCUGUGUAUCAAUAAUUCAUUCUUUUUCAUCCAUACUUUUGCUUAAAGUAUUCCACUUUAGAGAAAUAGUUCCAAAGCAAGUGACCCAGGAGAGAACUCACGGGAACGAAGCCACAGUAUCUGUGGCUCAUAACCUUCACCUGGAAGUGAUGUGCCAUCGUUUCUGACUUACUCUGUGGGUAACACAGACUAAUCCUGGUUCAGGGUGCAAGGGGACUCACUUCACAACAGUGAGAAUACAAAGAGGUAGGGAUUUGUGGGAGCGUUUCUUGAAUACUGGUGAUCACAAUCAUAGUUGUUUUUCUUUUUUUACCUUUUUUGUCUUUUAAUGAGGAAUCGUAUUGACUGAUUUCAAAAGUUAAACCAACCUUGCAUUUCUCAGGUAAACCCCAUUUGGUCAUGAUGUACUACUCUUUUAUGCAUUGUUGAAUUUUAUAUGCUGGUUUUCUUUUUUUUUUUUUUUUUUUUAAGAUUUUUGCAUCUAUGCUCAUGAGGGAUGUUAGUCUCUAAUUUUUUUAAUGCAUGGGUUUGGUUGCUAUCAGUGUAAUGCUGGCUUUACAGAAUAAGUUGGUUAAGUGUCCCCUGCCCUUCAAUUUUCUGGAAGAGUUUGUGAAGAAUUGACAUUAUUUCUUUAUUAAUUGUUUGGUGGAAUUCACCAGUGAAGUAUUUGGGCCUGGAGUCUAUUUUGUGGGAAGGUUUCUAACUAUAAUUUUAAUUUCCAUAGUGAACAUAGGUUUAUAGAAUUUAUCUUCCCCCGCCCCCCUACAGUGAGCUUUGGUGGUUUGUAUCUUUCUCAGAGUUUGUUUAUUUAAGUAGUCAAAUUUUUCAAGCUAUCCUUUUAUUAUUUUAGUACCUGUAGAAUCUGUAGUGAUGCCACCUCUCUUAUUCCCGACACUGGUAAUGUCUAUAUUUCUCUUUUUUUCUUCAUCAGUAGUUUAUCAGCUUUAUUGAUCUUCUGAAAGCACUUGAUUUCACUGAUUUUUCUGUUUUUUCCUGUUACUUUUAUUUUCCCCCGCAUUUUGACUUUUACCAUUGCCUUUUGCUUUUAUUGUAUUUCAUUUCUGUUCUUCUGCUACUUUUUAACAUAGAACCUGAGAUCCUUCAUUUGAAACUUUUGGGUUUUUUCCUAACAUAGGUGCUAAAUUCUAAAAGUCACUCUGUAACAACUGCUUUAGUUGCCUUCCACAAAAUUUGAUA
Messenger RNA from Balaenoptera ricei (Rice's whale), 4371 nucleotides. RefSeq names its product zinc finger protein 772-like. Gene Ontology annotation, molecular function: RNA polymerase II cis-regulatory region sequence-specific DNA binding; DNA-binding transcription repressor activity, RNA polymerase II-specific. Bases 226 to 1656 code for a protein of 476 amino acids. The transcript is spliced from 4 exons. The record is from RefSeq and is a predicted model, not a curated record. Gene Ontology annotation, biological process: negative regulation of transcription by RNA polymerase II. NCBI's taxonomy places the organism in Eukaryota, Metazoa, Chordata, Mammalia, Artiodactyla, Balaenopteridae.